Messenger RNA from Knipowitschia caucasica, 390 nucleotides. The record is from the annotation of a GenBank genome assembly. NCBI's taxonomy places the organism in Eukaryota, Metazoa, Chordata, Actinopteri, Gobiiformes, Gobiidae.
AUGCUCUUCUUCUUAGAACAGACAGAACUAAAGGCCCCUGCUGCUCCUGCCAACCCCUACUGCCCCCUGCUGUCCCUACCGCUCCCGCCGCUCCCUGCUGCCCCUGCCACCCCCUGCCCACUCCUGCCACCUCUUCCGCCCCUGCCGCCUUGCCACCCCCUGCUGCCCCUACCGCUCCAGCCGCUCCCUACUGCCCCUGCCGCCCCCUGCCCACCCCUGCCACCUCUUCCGCCCCUGCCGUCUUGCCGCUCCCUGUGCCCCCUGCCUGCCCCUGCCGCUCCUACUGCCCCUGCUGCCACCCCUGCUGUGAUAUCAGUGUCUCCAUGCUGUGAUAAGAGCCGGGGGAUGAGGACUGAGCCUGAAGUGCACCGGUCCAUUUGUCGGCGCUGA